Molecule: messenger RNA, 1107 nt
Organism: Auxenochlorella protothecoides
Lineage: Eukaryota; Viridiplantae; Chlorophyta; Trebouxiophyceae; Chlorellales; Chlorellaceae
Product: Developmentally-regulated GTP-binding protein 1
Exons: 7
Coding region: 1-1107 (368 amino acids)
Biological process (GO): cytoplasmic translation
Cellular component (GO): cytoplasm
Molecular function (GO): GTP binding; GTPase activity
Source: RefSeq, a predicted model, not a curated record
AUGAGUGUGCUGCAGAAGAUCAAGGAUAUCGAAGAUGAGAUGGCCAAGACCCAGAAGAACAAGGCCACGGCGGGGCACCUGGGCAUGCUGAAGGCCAAGCUCGCCAAGCUUCGACGAGAGCUGCUGGAGCCUUCAAGUGGUGCUGGCGGCGGCGGCAAGGGCGAUGGCUUUGAUGUGAACAAGGUUGGGGACGCAAGAGUGGGCCUGGUGGGGUUCCCAUCAGUGGGCAAGUCCACGCUGUUGAACAAGCUUACAGGCACAUUCUCGGAGGUGGCUUCCUAUGAGUUCACCACGCUGACCUGUGUGCCCGGGGUGAUAAGGUAUCGUGGGGCCAAGAUCCAGCUGCUGGAUCUGCCAGGGAUCAUUGAGGGGGCCAAGGAUGGCAAGGGACGUGGCAGGCAGGUCAUCGCCACGGCCCGCACCUGCAACCUCAUCCUGAUCGUGCUAGACUGCCUGAAGCCCAUCACUCAUAAGAAGCUCAUCGAGCACGAACUAGAAGGCUUUGGGCUGCGCCUGAACAAAAAGCCGCCGGAGAUUACCUUCAAGAAGAAGGACAAGGGUGGCAUUGCCUUCACAUCGACCCUCGCCAACCCAACUCUUGAUCUUGACGCUGUCAAGGCGGUGCUGGCAGAGUACCGCAUCCACAACGCCGACGUCCACCUCAAGGGCGACUACGACGUGGAUGACCUAGUGGAUGUGAUCGAGGGCAACCGAAUAUACGUGCCCUGCAUUUACGUCAUCAACAAGAUCGAUCAGAUCACCCUGGAGGAGCUCAAUGUCCUGGAUCGACUGCCCCACUACUGCCCGGUGUGCGCCUACCACGAGUGGAAUCUGGACGGCCUGGUUGAGAUGAUCUGGGAGUACCUGGACCUCCUCCGAAUCUACACCAAGCCCAAGGGCAAGCUUCCGGACUACAACGACCCCGUCAUUCUCCCAGCGGCGCACAGUAGCGUGGAACACUUCUGCAACCGCCUGCACAAGGCCAUCAUCAAGCAGUUCAAGUAUUCCCUGGUCUGGGGCUCCAGCGUCAAGCACCGGCCGCAGAAGGUGGGGAAGGAGCACAUUCUGCAGGACGAGGACAUUGUCCAGAUUGUGAAACGCGUGUAA